UCUAUGCAAUAACUGAGGCCUAGACUGAUUUUAAAAUUCGACCGUUCACACCUCGCACACAGGCUUGAUGUAUUAUUUUAUUCCGAAAAAAAGUCUUUACGCAAGGUAAAGACCAAUAUUUAAUUGAAAUCGAACGCCAAGAACUGUAAAGGGCCUAAAUUGUAAGAUUUGCCAUCACCAUGUCGAAAUAUAUAAUGGUAAGCUUUCAGUCGAAAUACCGAGAAAUUGUCCGAAGGAUAGUAGAUCGUUUGCGAAAGGAAGGUUACAUAGUGUGGAUGGAUGAAACGGAUAUGGAAAAUCGUAUUGCAGAUGACUUAGCUAAUGCCAUUAAAGACGCAGAGGUUGUUCUGGUGUGCUUAUCAAGUAAUUACAAAGACAGCGUUUACUGUGAAAGAGAAAGUAACAACGUUGCACACUUCAGGAAGCCGUUUAUUGUACUUAUGAUGGAAAGGUUCACGAUGGAUGGCUGGGUUGCUAACUAUUAUAGUGAACGUCUCUAUACUGACUUUUCAAAAGAGGAAAUGUUUGAAACGGGGUUUCAAAAUCUGCUUGAACGUCUACAGAGGGAUCACCCACACUUGAGUCGUAACGUACCUAAUCCAACACCUUCUGAUUCACAGGCAACAACCAAUAAUCCACUACCUUCGAAUCCAGGCGGUGCAAGUAGUACAGUUAGUGGAGCACAGUCUACUGCACCAUCUGGUUAUCAGACUGACAGACGACAAGUUGCUGAAGCAUCUGGUGAUCAGAAUGACGGACAACAAGGUAAUUGAGACAUUUUUUUUUAUUAAGAACCAUUAAUAAUUUAUUUGUUAAUAAACUUACAUGAUUUUUAAUAAGGAAAAUAUAUUUAUUUACCAUCAAUUUUUUUUAGCAAUCGGCAAUGUUUCACAGUAUCAGCUAACCUUAAUACGCUCUGUGAUCCAAAUGAUGGGCUUGGUUCUGAGCCCCUUUUGUGUGGUAUUCUGAAACGUCCUCUUCUUACUUCAAGGGAGGGUAUGGGGAGAGGCUAGGGAGCUUAAGCCAUCCGAUUUUUUACAUUUAUAAGGUAAAAUGAUGAUGGCAACCUAUAUAAACAUUCCUAAAAGCUGUAUUAUGCAUACAACUGUAUAUUCAUUUAUAUAUUUAGUUUAUACAAUGGCAACGGGUUUUUUUUUAACUUUCGAAUAAAGUUGUUAAACUGCAAGUAUAGAUCUGUCAAUAUCACAAUAAUGUAAAAUUCUUGUUGAUUGCAGCCUCCCUACCCCUCCCGACCAGUGGGGCAACGCCCGUAAGCUCCCUGUGGCCCACUCAAAGGGGCCCGGGGUCCUCCUACUACCAGUACUACCCAGCACUUUACUACCGAGCCUUGACCCAGUGGCGUAACGCAUGUGCUUUCUGGGGCCAGUCCUAGUUCAAUGGGCCUGGAGAGCCCAAGGGGGCCCCUUCCUACUACCCAGCACACUACUACAACGCCUUGGUACGGUAACCUUUUCCCUGCUUUUUCUAUAAUUUAAAAAAAACCAAAUAUACCACAAUCUCAUAUUCAUUCAUUCCUUCAUUCAUUCAUAUAUUUAGUGCAAUUGAUCCCGCCAUUUGUUUAUUCACCUGAAAAGAGCCUAGCACUAGCACCUGGUGAUUGAGCUGGUACCCCUCAUGAAGCAGCCUCUAGUGCAAUUUUUUCUAACCUAGUGUAACUUUGAUUGUU
Anneissia japonica is the source of this 1687-nucleotide messenger RNA. RefSeq lists its product as uncharacterized. The transcript has 8 exons. The record is from RefSeq and is a predicted model, not a curated record. Gene Ontology annotation, biological process: signal transduction. Bases 180 to 773 code for a protein of 197 amino acids. NCBI's taxonomy places the organism in Eukaryota, Metazoa, Echinodermata, Crinoidea, Comatulida, Comatulidae.